This is a messenger RNA of Girardinichthys multiradiatus, 768 nucleotides long. It is a transcript of the gene polr2i, whose product is annotated as RNA polymerase II subunit I. The record is from RefSeq and is a predicted model, not a curated record. Gene Ontology annotation, cellular component: RNA polymerase II, core complex. Lineage: Eukaryota; Metazoa; Chordata; Actinopteri; Cyprinodontiformes; Goodeidae. Gene Ontology annotation, biological process: DNA-templated transcription; transcription initiation at RNA polymerase II promoter; maintenance of transcriptional fidelity during transcription elongation by RNA polymerase II. The transcript has 6 exons. Gene Ontology annotation, molecular function: DNA-directed RNA polymerase activity; nucleic acid binding; zinc ion binding. Bases 138 to 518 code for a protein of 126 amino acids.
GGGAGGCGCUGUUUCUGAUAGCAACAUAACCCUCACCCUGCUUUACAUGCUGUUUUUGAACUGUAGCGACUCUGUCAAGAGACAUAGCGGCUUUUAUCGACAUUUUCAGGUUCUUUCUUUUAGUAAAUCCUUUUCAGAUGGAUUUAGAGGGUGGAUCAUACGAGCCGGGAUUUGUUGGGAUACGAUUUUGUCAAGAAUGUAAUAACAUGUUGUACCCAAAGGAAGACAAAGAGAACCGCAUCCUGCUGUAUGCGUGUAGAAACUGUGACUAUCAGCAAGAGGCUGACAACAGCUGCAUCUACGUCAACAAGAUCACCCACGAGGUUGAUGAACUGACACAAAUCAUCGCUGAUGUAGCCCAGGAUCCAACGCUGCCAAGAACAGAGGAUCACCCCUGUCCAAAAUGUGGUCACAAGGAGGCAGUGUUCUUCCAGUCUCACAGUAUGAAGGCUGAGGAUGCUAUGCGUCUGUAUUACGUCUGCACGGCCCCUCACUGCGGACACCGGUGGACAGAGUAACAGGAAGAGGUCCAUCGCUUGUAUCUAUAAUAUUGCUAACGGCAGGUUUUUAAUCCUAGCGUGUCAGCGACUCCUAAACAGUCCAAGUAUGAGCCAUGAGAUGAGACUUGCUUUUUUGAUAUAGUUGUUUUCUAAUUGACAACCACUGUUUGAACAGAAUGUGUUUAGCAGUGGUCAGUUUCAGUCGUGUCCUGUUAGAUUUGUUAGAAGAAUUGUUUUGUCUGUAUUAAAAUUUUCUUUUGAAAAGAAA